AUGAAGGCUACGCCUACCUCGCGUCGCCAUUGUUUUUGCCAAGCAGCGCGAUCUAGAAUCAACUCAACGGUCGUGCUUGUGUCUUUGCAAGAGCCUCGCGUGGUUCAGCCCAGGCUCCAUUCAGGUUCGCUCUCACGGGAUCACGUUGAGAGCGGCCUCCGGCAAUACCAAACUAAGAAGCCGAGGCCCUCUUUGACGACCAGCUGCACGGUACAGCUCCCAGGCGGGCCGGGCCAUGAGUCGUCGUCGUCGUUGGUGCGGCGUCGCCGGGACCUUCACGAGCAUGUCAUUGUCAGUCGUCGGGCUGUCACUUCGACGGCAUUCGUUGCUUCGCAUCAAUCAGCCGCGACCCAGGCCAGCCUCAACUGA
Messenger RNA from Purpureocillium takamizusanense, 369 nucleotides. RefSeq lists its product as uncharacterized. The record is from RefSeq and is a predicted model, not a curated record. The coding region runs from base 1 to 369 and encodes 122 amino acids. Lineage: Eukaryota; Fungi; Ascomycota; Sordariomycetes; Hypocreales; Ophiocordycipitaceae. The transcript is spliced from 2 exons.